AAGGCUUUUACACUGGCGAUUUCUACUUCUCUGCUUCUCACGAAAUGCGAAACUUCGCAUGGUUUCCCCAGGAAUUGACGUCCUGGGGGCCUUGCUCUUCGCUCCCUUCCCUCUUUCGGGUCGGGGAGACUCCGUCUCUCGAAGGCUUUGAACUGGCUCUUCGACCAGUUCUGCUGCGAUUUGCUCGUUGAUGAACAGUUUGUUCAGUUGCCUUGCUGUGGAAGUUCUUGUCUUCGGGGUCGAUGAGUGUUAUGGGUCCGAAAUAGGUGGGGUCUCUCCCUCCUAUUCUAUCGUUUCGGGUCGUGCGAAUGGUGUCGUGCGGGUCUUCGACAAAUUCUGUCAUCGACCGGGCAAUCACAGAUGUAUCCAGGUUUCCCGCAGUUAUAGCAUCGCGGUAUUCCUUUCCUGGGAUUCAGCCCAAUUUUGCAUAGUUAUAGCCAGUGUAUAAGGGUGGAAACAAAUAAGGAAACACUGCUGUGGAAUAAGGACAAAAU
This is a messenger RNA of Cantharellus anzutake, 494 nucleotides long. RefSeq lists its product as uncharacterized. The transcript is spliced from 3 exons. The coding region runs from base 191 to 448 and encodes 85 amino acids. Lineage: Eukaryota; Fungi; Basidiomycota; Agaricomycetes; Cantharellales; Hydnaceae. The record is from RefSeq and is a predicted model, not a curated record.